AUGGCCCUCACGGUUGGCAUCCUCGCCGCAUGUGUUACUAGCAGCCACACGACCGCGGGUAAGGGCCUGCAUUCCACUAGUAACCCCAAUGAUCUAGUUUCGGUGCGAAUCCCCGCCUCUACUUCUAUGAUCUACGACGCAUUCGAUGCCACGCUCAACGGCACAAGCGGCGAUCGGAAGUUCAGUAUUGCCAUUCAGAAUAAUGUUGGCAUGGUUACACAAGGAAACCGCACUACCCAGGUUGUGGUCAGCAAGCAAAUCUCCUGGUCACCGCGUACCCUCUAUGCCAUUAUCGGCACCGACACUGAAGCUAUUUUAAUGGGUUGGGUGUACUGCCAGGGUGGUCUACUCACGACCCUGUGGCUUGAAGACACCACUGGUACCACAGGCUUCACCUCGAGUACCGUCACAGGUACAUGCUCCGUGUCGAACACCGGUGUGAACGUACCGUUCAAGACCGCCAAUACACUCGUCUCAGUCAGGCUGCCACCCUCAUAUCCCACCAUCGACGGCGGCACGAAGCUGUCGCUGCAACCCAACGUUGUCGGCAGCGUCACGCUUAAUAACCAACCCUAUAGCCUUAUACCCUUCGCCAUCGUCGACUGCUCCAAUUGCGGGUCUAGUGUCAAUGGUGGCUGGGUUGAGGUUCAUAGUGUGAUUAGCAGCAAGAAGGCCAACAAUGUUUGCCUUGGUAUUUUCUACCUGCCUGUUAUCCACACGCCCAGUAUUAGCCUGGAGUAUGUGAACUGCUUUAGCUAUAAUGUCAGCAGACAGACCUUCUCCGCGACUUAUACCAUCCCCUCGAACCUUAAGAGCUUGCAGCUGCUUUCCAACGUACCGCCUAUCGGCGCCACGCCUCCCUUACCUUUUCAGGGCCUGCGUGCUAAGCUGUCUUAG
Molecule: messenger RNA, 897 nt
Organism: Pochonia chlamydosporia 170
Lineage: Eukaryota; Fungi; Ascomycota; Sordariomycetes; Hypocreales; Clavicipitaceae
Exons: 1
Coding region: 1-897 (298 amino acids)
Source: RefSeq, a predicted model, not a curated record